This is a messenger RNA of Lodderomyces theae, 1464 nucleotides long. RefSeq lists its product as uncharacterized. Gene Ontology annotation, molecular function: transmembrane transporter activity. Gene Ontology annotation, biological process: transmembrane transport. NCBI's taxonomy places the organism in Eukaryota, Fungi, Ascomycota, Pichiomycetes, Serinales, Debaryomycetaceae. The transcript has a single exon. The record is from RefSeq and is a predicted model, not a curated record. Bases 1 to 1464 code for a protein of 487 amino acids.
AUGUCCAUUGAAUCAGAUAUCGAAAAAGGUCACGAAAUUGAACAAGUCGAAGAUGCAUCUCACAUCACUUCCAAACAUUAUGCCUAUCUUAUGGAGAGACACGGCUCGGUUCAGUUAGAUCCAUUGCCCUCUUCUGACCCUAAAGAUCCACUUAACUGGCCCACUUGGAAAAAGAAUUACGAGAUAAUGCUUAUUGCCGUUGGAGCUUUCUCAUCGACCUUUAUGGCUGCAGGAUUGACUCCUGCGUUUGAAACCAUGGCUGAGGAAUACGGAGUUGAUCUCCCAACUGCGGCGUACUUUACCUCUGCUCAAAUUGCUGUUUUCGGCGUGUUGCCAUUGUUUUGGGUCCCUUUGAUGAACACUUUUGGCAGAAAGUUCUUUCUUACAUUUGGUGCCUUGGCUUGUUGUGUUUUGAAUGUUGGCGGUGGGUUUGCAACUACGUAUGGUCAACAAAUGGCCACCAGAGUUCUUGUUGGUGUUUUUGUGUCCACUGUUACUGCUGCCGGUUCAUCAGUUGUUGGCGACUUGGCAUUCUCCCAUGAACGAGGCGAGAAAAAUGGUUGGUGGUCGUUGGGCUUUGUUAUUGGUACUCCGGGUGGUCCGUUCAUUACUGGGUUCAUUCAACAACAUGCUGGAACCAAGUGGAUUUUCUUUACGUUUGCCAUCAUGAACUUUGUCCAGUUUGUUUUGUGGAUCUUUGCAUCAGAGACUGUUUACACCAGAGCUGUUCCAGAUGUCGUUUCCAAUGGUGUGCUCAAAGCCAUGGGCAUUAGGAGAUCCAUUGCGAGACCCUUUUCCUGGAAAAUGUUCUUUGGACCAUUGAAACAAGCAGCCAACUUCAAUAUCUCCAUUGCCGUCAUUGCUGCUUCAGUCACUUUCUGUUAUGCAAACAUUGUGUUGGUUGUCGAAAUGCCACAAGUCAUGGUCCCACUAUUCCACCUUAAUGCUCAGCAAAUGUCGUUACAGUACAUCUCCAUUAUUAUUGGCUCCAUCAUUGGCGAGAUUCUUGCUGGUCCGCUCUCUGAUUGGUGGAUGAAGAAAAGUACUGCCAAGAGGAAUGGUCAAAGAGUCAUUGUUGACAGGUUAUGGGUCUGCUACAACGGCUAUAUCUUGGUCAUUGUUGGCUUGAUUGUUUGGGGUAUCUACUUGUUCAAAGCCACUCCCGGCCAUUGGUCUAUUAAACCGUUGAUUGGAGCCGCUAUUGCUGCUGCUGGAAACAAUAUCGUGGCAACAGUCAUCACCACAUUUGCCAUCGAUAGUGCACCUCGAAAGGCAGGUGACGUCGGCUUAUACAUCAACUUUGUCAGAUCCAUUUACGGUUUCAUUGGGCCCUUCUACUUUCCGCAUAUGUUUGAAAACCUCAACUUUGCUGGGUCUGCUGGCUUGAUGUGUGGUCUUGUUGUGUUGUUUGCGUGGGCGCCAACUGCAUUUGCUCACAUUGUUGGUGUUAGACGUGUAAAAUAA